This is a messenger RNA of Felis catus (domestic cat), 2456 nucleotides long. It is a transcript of the gene HTR2B, whose product is annotated as 5-hydroxytryptamine receptor 2B. The record is from RefSeq and is a predicted model, not a curated record. Bases 661 to 2172 code for a protein of 503 amino acids. Gene Ontology annotation, molecular function: G protein-coupled serotonin receptor activity; neurotransmitter receptor activity. NCBI's taxonomy places the organism in Eukaryota, Metazoa, Chordata, Mammalia, Carnivora, Felidae. Gene Ontology annotation, biological process: regulation of behavior; heart development; G protein-coupled receptor signaling pathway, coupled to cyclic nucleotide second messenger. Gene Ontology annotation, cellular component: dendrite; plasma membrane. The transcript is spliced from 4 exons.
UUUGAAACUAGAACUCUGGAAAUUACUGUAAGGCUCACAGGGCAGAAUCUUCACAGAAUGCAAGCUCCAGAAUUUCUAGACUUAUUUUUUCUCAAAUGGGAAAAACAGCUCAGUAUUAAUCUGAAACAAAACUAUCUUAAACUAGAAUGACAGAGGCUUAUUUCAUUCCCCCAAAUAUCAAAGAAAGCUCUUACAAACAUAACAUGAAUAGGGUCAUGAACUGGUUCAACAUACUUAACUGGUAGUUUUAUGAAUUAUAAUGAAUGCUGCUACUCUCUAAAAAUGAAUGUAUCAAAGAGGAAAUAACCUUCUUGGCAGGCUUGCAGCUAUACAACACAUUUGUUUCACUGCUUUCAAGUGCCAGUGCUGGAGGCUCUGAAUAAGUCCACGGGAGAACUUCAGUCACAGCAGCAAACAGGUCUACCGAGCAGAUAAGAUAACAUGCUUGGGAGAUUGACAAUACGAGCUAUCAGUUUCUUUCACUAAGCCUUACGAAAGUGGAGCCUCUGCUGAAGACUAAACACUUGAGCCUUACCUACAGAAAUGGACAGAUGAUGUAUGCUCUCAUUUUAGAGAACCUGAAAAUAUUUUUUAAAGGAAGGAGUCAACUUUGGCUUUUGAGUGUUUCUGUGGCCUGGGUACAAUGCCUUUAAAAAGCAGAUGACCAGCUUAGCUACUGACCAUGCUGACCAUUGUCCGGAAUUGGAUCAAAUCACACAAAAACAGCAAAUGGCCUUCUCUUAUAGAAUAUCAGAACAAAGCAGAAUUCCUGAGCACAUUUUGCGGAGCUCAUUUGAUCACUUAAUCUUUGCUAACUGGUCUGGAUUACAGACAGAAUCAAUACCAGAAGAAAUGAAACAGAUUGGUGAGCAACAGGGAAAUAAACCGCGCUGGGCUGCUCUUCUGAUACUCAUGGUGAUAAUACCCACGAUUGGUGGGAACAUCCUGGUUAUUCUGGCGGUUUCACUGGAGAAAAAGCUGCAAUACGCUACCAAUUACUUUCUAAUGUCCUUAGCAGUGGCUGAUUUGCUGGUUGGAUUGUUUGUGAUGCCGAUUGCCCUCUUGACAAUAAUGUUUGAGGCUGUGUGGCCCCUCCCACUUGUUCUCUGCCCUGCCUGGUUAUUUCUUGAUGUUCUUUUUUCUACUGCAUCCAUCAUGCAUCUCUGUGCCAUUUCAGUGGAUCGUUAUAUAGCCAUCAAAAAGCCAAUCCAGGCCAAUCAAUAUAACUCACGAGCUACAGCAUUCAUCAAGAUUACAGUGGUAUGGUUAAUUUCAAUAGGCAUUGCCAUUCCAGUCCCUAUUAAAGGCAUAGAAACUGAUGUGGAUAACCCAAGCAACAUCACCUGUGUGCUAACAAAGGACCGUUUUGGCAACUUCAUGCUCUUUGGCUCACUGGCUUCCUUCUUUACACCUCUGGCAAUCAUGAUUGUCACCUACUUUCUCACUAUCCACGCUUUACAGAAGAAAGCUUACUUGGUCAAAAACAAGCCACCUCAACGCCUAACAUGGCUGACAGUGUCUACAGUUUUCCAAAGGGAUGAAACACCUUGCUCAUCACCUGAAAAGGUGGCAAUGCUGGAUGGUACUCACAAGGACAAAACUCUGCCCAACUCAAAGAAUGAUCUACUCAUGCGAAGAAUGUCGACAGUUGGAAAAAAGUCAGUGCAGACCAUUUCCAAUGAACAGAGAGCCUCCAAGGUUCUAGGGAUUGUUUUUUUUCUCUUUUUGCUUAUGUGGUGCCCCUUUUUUAUUACAAAUAUAACUUUCGUUUUAUGUGAUUCCUGCAACCAGACUACUCUCCAAAUGCUCCUGGAGAUAUUCGUGUGGAUAGGCUAUGUUUCCUCAGGGGUGAAUCCUUUGGUCUACACCCUCUUCAACAAGACAUUUCGGAAUGCAUUUGGCCGAUACAUCACCUGCAAUUACCAGGCCACAAAAUCAGUAAAAACUGUCAGAAAAUGCUCCAGCAAUAUCUACUUUCGAAACCCGAUGGCAGAGAACUCUAAGUUUUUCAUGAAACAUGGAAUGCGAAAAGGGAUUAAUCCUGCCAUGUACCAAAGCCCAAUGAGGCUCUGCAGUUCAACUAUUCAGUCUUCAUCAAUCAUUCUACUAGAUACACUUCUCCUCACAGAAAAUGAAGGUGACAAAACUGAAGAGCAAGUCAGUUAUGUAUAGAAGGAAUGUCAGUUUUCAUCUAAUAUAACGAGUAUGGUGAUGAAGCAGAUAUAAAUGUGCCAAGAAUCGUAUAAAGAGGAACUUUAUGCCAUGUAUCAAAUCAUCUCUUUAUCGAGAUUAUGUAAUUUUCUUUAUUUGGACAAAACUACUCCAUGAAAAAAAAUCAUUUUGUACAGCUGCAAACGAAAAUGACCUAGCACUCUGGCUAAAUGUUACGGCAUUCAAAUGAAAUAAAAUUAAAUAAAUAAUUUUAAGCUUAAAAAUAAAUAAUGUCACUGUAAGAA